AAAAAAAUUUUUUUUCCCUUCAAAUGACUGGAUAUCCUUCUUUUACAAAUCCUCUAGUUGAACAUCAUUCCUCAGCAUUCUCAAUUCCAAUCCCAUUAAAUAAAUCUCAGAGUAUAUUAAAACCUUCUGGUGUUGUUCAAAAUUCAAUGGGAAUUAAUCAAUCGAAUGCUUAUUCAAAUUUAACGCUACUCAAUAAUUGUCCGCCAGUAAUUCAUUCAAACAAUAAUAUUAAUAAUAAUAGGAUGCAAUCAACUCCAUCGAUUUUAAAACAAGAUGAAUGUCCUCCAUUAAAUUGGUUAAUUUACAGUCAAUUAUGCAAUUUAAUGUACUCAAAGAUGUCGAAUAGGGUUUCAUACAAUAGCAAUAAUAAUAAUAACAAUAGUUGUAACAGUUUUAACAAUUAUGUCAACAAUCACAAUGACUUCUUGUUGAAGAAACAACAACAAACUACAACACCUUUGAUAACUUCGUCGGAAUAUGAAAAAGAUAAAAAAUUUAUGAAUACAUUCCAUAAUAAUUCAUAUUUCCCUACAGUCGACAACAAGACUAAUGUCUGUCAGAAUGAAAUAAGCAAUACUACUAUACUACUACUACUAACUAUUCUCAUAAUCUUCUAA
Messenger RNA from Trichobilharzia szidati, 617 nucleotides. The record is from the annotation of a GenBank genome assembly. Lineage: Eukaryota; Metazoa; Platyhelminthes; Trematoda; Strigeidida; Schistosomatidae.